CGGGCGUGCAGAUCUGAAAUUGCACGGGUGGGCAGGCAGCUCGGGCUUGUCUGGGACACUUGCAAAAGCCCCUUUUUGAAGCGGCUCGGGCCGAGGCGUCGGGCUUCGAGCCCCGCACACGUUCCGGUGGCGGACGCGCGGAGCGGGGCGUUGGGGAGGAGGGGGAACCCCGCACCUCCGAGGAUGCUCGGCCACAUCGCCCCAAAUCCCUACGCCCAGCGGCUCGGAGGACCCGGGGCCGCGCCGCAAGGCCGGGGAUCGAGGCCGGAAGCCGAGUGAGGCCGCGGUCCCGAGGGCCGCGCGCGAAAACCUUGGAUGAUGUAUACGAGUCACGAAGACAUCGGGUGUGACUUUGAAGAUGGACCCAAGGACAAAAAGACCCUGAAGCCCCACCCAGACGUCGAUGGCGGCUGGGCCUGGGUGAUGGUCCUCUCCUCCUUCUUCGUGCACAUCCUCAUCAUGGGCUCCCAGAUGGCACUGGGCGUCCUCAACGUUGAGUGGCUGGAAGAAUUCCAUCAGAGCCGCGGCCUGACCGCGUGGGUCAGCUCCCUCAGCAUGGGCAUCACCCUAAUCGUGGGGCCUUUCAUUGGCUUGUUCAUUAACACCUGCGGGUGCCGCCAGACCACCAUCGUUGGAGGGCUGGUCAACUCCCUCGGCUGGGUGUUGAGUGCCAACGCUGCCAGCGUGCAGUGCCUCUUUGUCACCUUCGGAGUGGCAGCUGGCCUCGGCAGCGGGAUGGCCUACCUGCCCGCCGUGGUCAUGGUGGGAAGGUAUUUUCACAAGAGACGAGCCCUGGCCCAGGGCCUCAGCACGACAGGGACAGGAUUUGGAACGUUCCUGAUGACCGCACUGCUGAAGUAUUUGUGUGCAGAGUAUGGCUGGCGGAAUGCCAUGUUUAUCCAAGGCGCUGUGUCCCUGAACCUGUGUGUUUGUGGGGCACUCAUGAGGCCCCUCUCCGUGGAGAAGGAGGGAGAGCACGCAGGAGGGAAAGACGCAUGCAUCCUCCCCGCUCACUCCACGGAGUCUGUGAAAUCAGGCGGGCAUCCGGGCACAACAGAAGAGAAGGAGAGCCAGGCCGGGAAUGAGGACCUGCAAGACCAGGAGUGCCAAGGUCAGGCCUGGCACAGGAAGAACAUGUGUGCUUUCCGGGUCCUGAAGGCCGUCAGCCAUCUCACCUUGAGAGUCCGGAAGGGCUUCCGAGACUGGUACUCGGGCUACUUUGGGACAGCCUCGCUCUUUACCAACCGCAUGUUCGUGGCCUUUAUUUUCUGGGCUCUGUUUGCAUACAGCAGCUUUGUCAUCCCGUUCAUCCAUCUCCCAGAAAUAGUUAACUUGUAUAACUUGUCGGAGCAAGACAAUGUUUUCCCUCUGACUUCAAUUAUAGCAAUACUUCAUAUCUUUGGAAAGGUGAUCCUGGGCGUGGUGGCUGACCUCCCCUGCAUCAGCGUGUGGAAUGUCUUCCUGAUGGCCAACUUCAGCCUGGUCCUCAGCAUUUUCAUCCUGCCAUUAAUGCACACCUAUGCUGGCCUGGCCGUCAUCUGCGCCUUGAUUGGAUUCUCCAGUGGUUAUUUCUCCCUCAUGCCUGUGGUGACCGAGGACCUGGUUGGCAUCGAGCACCUAGCCAGUGCCUACGGCAUCAUCAUCUGUGCCAAUGGCAUCUCAGCCUUGCUGGGACCACCAUUUGCAGGGUGGAUCUACGACAUCACACAAAAAUAUGACUUUUCCUUCUAUAUAUGUGGUUUGCUUUACAUGGUAGGAAUACUCUUUUUACUCAUUCAUCCAUGUAUUCAAAUGAUAGAACACUCCAGAAGAAAAUUCACAGACAGUGCACAUGUUUAGUGUCAUGUGAUGCUUUGUGUGAGAUUUCCUUCUCAUGCCUACCUCACCUGGUUGCUAUGAGGAUCCUGUGAUAUGUUGUGGGGACGUGCUUUGUGGUCACUGGUAGUUUCACUUAUAAAUCCUUUGUGACUGAUCCAUUCAUAAGCAGCAUAGCCCCUCUGUUGAGGAAGAGGCUGUGAUGGAAGGUAUUAAGGACUAAAGUGAUUUAGAGAUGAUGGUGUUGAUAUUCUUAAAUAGUUACUAUAGAUUCCCUUGUAAAAAAAACACUUUCACCCCAGGCAUGGUGGCACAUGCUUGUAAUCCCCGCACCUGGGAAGUAGAGGUAGGAGGAUCAAAAGUUCAAGGCCAACCUUGGCUACAUAGUAAGUUCAAGGUCAGCCUGAGCUACAAGACUCCAUCUCAGAUACAAAAACAGGGAAUUUAAAAACUACUUCUUUGUAGGUAAAAAUGAAAAUAUCAAUGUUUCCACAGAACAUACAGAAAAUGGCUUUCAAAUAUGAGAAUAUGACUGGAAUGAAAGUCAUUCGUACAAGGAGUUGUAAGCAGGCUCCCAUUCCAAAGGUAAUGCAGUUUAGUGCAACUAGAGACAAACGGGUUGUAUUUUUAUUAAGAAUCCAGCAGCCAGAGAUCUUCCUUUGGGAGAUGGCAUUGGCCAUCAAUUCUGAUUCAGUUCAUUCAGGAGAGAUGAAUUCAGUAAUAAGCUGAACCUCGAGACAAAUCUUUAACUAGCCCAUUGCAUGAAUGAGUUCCUUAGCGGAAACUAUUAGUCCACACAACCACUGGAUCAAGGGCUGCAAUUUAAGCAAUUCUAUUUAUAACAUUGGCCUCUAUCUUAGAUUGGGUCAUUUUCCCCAAGUUUCUCCUGCCCAAUGCAUAUCUUAGAGAACUGACUGCUGCCUAACAUGUGAAGUCAUGUCGUGGUUAAGUCAUUUAUAGAGCCUGCUUGUUAACCCCAAACACAAGAAGCCAGUUGUGAGGGUCAUGAGUGGAAUGCCCUUGUCUGUGUACCUGACAUUGAGGGACCAGUAACAGACAGCCCAGCUCUGGUGCCCAUGUAUAGACCAUCUACUUACAUGAACUUGGCACAGUUUUCACAAUCAUUCUCUUUACUAACUUAAUACAGGAAGAUGUCUGUAAUUUUUGACAUCAGAUAUUGCUUGUCGGAGAUGUCUAUUUUUCUAAGCUGAAAUGUUUUCAGAUUGCACAGUGCAUCUGGACUAGGAUCAUUUUUUAAAUUUCUGGCUGUCUUACUUGUUUGCACCUACUUUAAAACCACUUGACUUUCUACUCAUGGAUCUGGGGGAUGUAGCUCAGAGUUUAAGCACUUGUCCAGCAUGUGCAAGGCCCAGAAUUUCAUGUCCAGCACCACAAAACAAAGACAUUUCUACUCACAAUUUGCUCAUCAGAGAAAGUAAAUCCUUUAAUGCCAUGGCCAGGAUCUUGUGUCAAAAUGAUCUCGAAUGGACACAGCCCAUUCUCAAUUAUCCUUGGUAAUUAGAGGCAGGAAUGCGAUCCUGAGUCUAAUUCUAGCUCACAGUUUCAAUUAGACUCCACUGAGCUCUUCCCCACUGCGGACAGGUGAUUAAGUGGACAGGUUUCCUUCGGCUGCAUCUCCAUGAUUUCCUCUGUAAAGCUGAGUGGGGAGGCUGGGCAAGGAAACCACCGCCUAAACAGCAGUAAUGAGAAAAGGCAGCUAAUGGGGAACCAGAGCAUGGCUAUUGUACACACUUGCUGUUACAUCCAGUGGUUUGAGAAUGGCCUGUAAGUUACUAAAGAUAAAUUGCAUGUCACCCUCCAUCUGGUUUUACACAAAGACCUAUGUAUUACCCUUAUACCGCUGGCACUAUUAAAGAAGCCUUAUUUUGACAAAGGCAGUCUCAAAAGCUGAAACAGGGCUGUUUAUUUCAUGGUAGAUUCAGUAAUGUACGUUUGUAUACGUAUACAUUUACCAUCAUGGAAUAAGGAUGUGACUGAGGAAACAUGCUGUGUGUUUUAAAGCUAUAUUGCUUUAUUGCUGUCAUUGCCCACAACAGCGAACGAGCAGGAGGCGGUGGUGAGGACUUUUGAGUGGCGCUGUCGCCAGCAGUCACAGAUGCCCAUACUGCUGGCUGCAGACCAGAGCGACCAACGUCCCACCCAGCGACCCAGCGUUAAUGCCAUUCGGUUCGGGUGAGACUGCUCACAUUCGGUCUGUAGUGCUGCCCACUGGCUUAAUUCUGCUGGUGGAAGUGGCUGGUGGCUUCUCCUGAGUCAGGGUCCCCACGGUACAGAGCUGAGGUGAGACCUGCUUGCAAUAUUCACAUGUGGAAAACAUUUCCUGUUUCUAUUCUGGCCCACAGUAAUCUGCGAUAUUCCCAAGAGUUAAUUGUGUCGUUCUACCAUGUGCUUUAAAGUGUUCCCUUCAUAGUCCCAAAUGAUCUUUAUUUACAUGUAGCUAAAUAAAAUUUGUUCUGUUUGAA
Jaculus jaculus (lesser Egyptian jerboa) is the source of this 4298-nucleotide messenger RNA. RefSeq names its product solute carrier family 16 member 14 (gene Slc16a14). Gene Ontology annotation, molecular function: monocarboxylic acid transmembrane transporter activity. Gene Ontology annotation, biological process: transmembrane transport; monocarboxylic acid transport. Lineage: Eukaryota; Metazoa; Chordata; Mammalia; Rodentia; Dipodidae. The coding region runs from base 316 to 1839 and encodes 507 amino acids. The transcript has 5 exons. The record is from RefSeq and is a predicted model, not a curated record.